Molecule: messenger RNA, 3340 nt
Organism: Cyprinodon variegatus (sheepshead minnow)
Lineage: Eukaryota; Metazoa; Chordata; Actinopteri; Cyprinodontiformes; Cyprinodontidae
Gene: rassf8a
Product: Ras association (RalGDS/AF-6) domain family (N-terminal) member 8
Exons: 6
Coding region: 420-1787 (455 amino acids)
Biological process (GO): signal transduction
Source: RefSeq, a predicted model, not a curated record
CUACCAGCAGGAGGAAUCAAACCAGGAGGCAGGAGAGAGAGGAGCGUUUUCCGCAGCUCAGACCGCAGAGGACAAACACAAACUUUCACACAGCGAUCCCCCCUUUUCCAAAUCUGGAAUCAUCCACAGUCUUUCUCUGUGCGUGAAACGUGAUUUCUUUUGUUUUCCUUUCCUGUUUUGACGCAUAUCACUGGGAAUGAUUCAUUAAGCCAUGGUGAAAGGGGAUAGAUUUUGCGGAAUCCGCGCUUUCAUCUGUGUUUUCCUCCCAAACUUCCCCACGCAGAGGGGAAACUGAGCUGGAUCUGCUUCUGCGUCCAAGUAACUUAGCCAGAGGAAUUCCUGCAUACUGACUUCUUUCCUGCGUUGAAUGAUGUUGGGGCCCAGACACCAUAACAGUCCUGCUCACUUCUGACCCAAAAAUGGAGCUGAAGGUUUGGGUGGAUGGCGUCCAGAGGGUUGUAUGUGGGGUCACAGAGGCAACCACCUGCCAGGAAGUGGUGAUUGCUUUGGCCCAGGCUAUUGGGCGCACAGGGAGAUAUACUUUAGUAGAGAAAUGGCGGGACACAGAGCGUCACUUAGCACCUCAUGAGAGCCCUGUGGCAUCUUUAAACACCUGGGGUCAGUAUGCUGGUGACGUCCAGCUAAUCCUUCAUCGCACCGGCCCCUCACUCACGGAACGGCCCCCUUCUGAGGGCCCCCCGCUUAGGGGUCCUGAACGUGGGCUUUAUCGUCAGAGUCUACCUCCUCUUGCAAAGCUCCGUCACCCCAAUGAUGGUUCUCUUCGACGGCGUGAACCGCGCCGCAAGUCCCUAACCUUCAGCGGUGCACCAAGGAGCCUGAGGGAGAUCCUGAGCGGGGGCCGGAUGCCUGAGGCCGAGGGGAAGCGGAGACUUCUCAUGGGUAACGGUGGGAAUCCCCACCAUGCGCGGCCAGCCUUUGGAACAGCUCCUCCAGGCCUGUGGACCUGUCGCAUGGAAGAUCUGAUCAGACUGGUCAGUCUGCAAAGAGAGACUCUGAAUGUGCUGGAGAAAAAGCUGGAAGCCUAUGAGGCAGAGCUCCAAGCCUGGUCGGAGGGCCGAGGACGAAGAGGAGCUGGAUGCAGUGCGGAUCUUGGCAGAGGGGGAGGGUUAUUAGAGGAGAUCCUCAGGCUGGAGAAACACCUUAGGAAGAAUGAGGUGGAGAUGGAGGAGGAGGAGUUUUGGGCCACUGAGCUGCAGAUUGAGAUCGAGAGCGAGAGACAGCUUGAGGAAAGACUGCAGGAGCUGCGAGGACGGCUGCAGGGCUGCGAGAUGGAAAUAGAAGAAAAGCUUGCCAUGUUAAAGGGGGUAGAAGCAGGACUUGAGGAGGAGAAGCUGCAGAGAGAGCACCAGGAGACCCAGUGGGUCAGUGAGGCAGAGGCCCGGGCUCAGGCCCUCCGGGUCAAGGCUGAGCUAAAGGCCCAAGAGAGACAGGCCAUCCAGCUGGAGAGCAGCUGCAGGGCUGUGGACAGAUCGCUGGGACAGAGCAGUAAGAAACUGCAGGACAUGCAGCAGGAGCUGGAGCAGCUGACCAAGGAGCUGAGGCAGGUGAACUUGCAGCAGUUUAUACAGCAAACCGGAACCAAGGUCACAGUGCUGCCAGCUGAACCGACGGAGGACGAUUGUGCAAGCAGCAGUUCUGGUACGGAUUUGGCAGCACUGACUGGUUCCCUAAAGCGUCCUGUGUCAACCCAGCCUGUGUCCAGCCACCUUCGCGUCCUCGCCAACCCCCUCAGCUCUGGCCUGAACCCAGAGGGGAUCUACGUUUGACCUCCAGAACUGACCCUAGCAGUACAUCUUCGCAGCUUGAACUAUGCAUUAAUCCUUUUUUAACCUAAAGGCAACCGUAAUGUGUGAGGUGUUUAGUUACGGUGAAGAUACAAUCCCAUAAUGGAAAUGAUUGAGCACUUGCUUGAAGAAAACCAGCAGACAGCUCUGGUCAACAAAAACCACUGCAGCCUAUUGACUGGCACCCCCUCCCUUUCUGUCCGUCUCUUAAACAUCUGGCUGUUUUGGGCAUCCCCCAUAAACAUAUCCACAUAUUGUACUUUUCCCUUUACUACCUGCUGAAUGAUUUGUAUUCAUCUUUUUGCCUUUUAGAAAGCGAUCGUGAGAAUCUUUCCCUUUCCAGCAAAACGUCUGACUCUCAUUGAAGUGAAGGAUCCACUUGUCUCUGUAGUCAAACUGUGAACAAUCUCUCCAUGUGCUCUGUUGGUUCAAGUUAAAACUAUGCACAAACUGGUCAUAUUUUUGUUACUGAAUGUUUCUAUGUGUACUUACCAAAAUGAAGGCUUACUGUAGAUGUUUGUACUCUUUAGCUUUAUUCAGUGAAUGCAUUUUAUUUCUAAAGGUGUGCAUUCCUGCAGUAAUAACUGCAUAUAAAAGCAGUGUUAAAUCUCCUUUUUAGAUGUAUUUCUGUUGUUUAAUAACAACAGUGUGUAUAUAUAUAUUUUUUUCUCCGAAUGUAUUUUAUGCUUGUUUAUCUUAUGAACUGUGUGUGGCCAAAGUUUGAGCUUGUUGCAUGACUGUGUUGGCCAUCUUUGAAUGUGCAGAGAGAAUGCUUACACCUGAUUGGUCGACGAUGGCAUCGGUAGUCAUUCGGUGGACAGUUAGAGCUGCAAUGUGAAGUAAGAGUGCAAGUCAGUAAUUAAAGUGGUUCGUCUGCAUGCGUGCACGCGUGGUCACAAGUUUCAAAGCACUUCUUGGAGAGUAGAAAACGAAUGUGUGUGUUUGCAUAUAUGACGGUGAUUCAAGACAUUCGCCUGUGUGUGUGGAGGAAAGCCAAGUUAUGAAGCUUCACUUAGGUUGUAGAUAAGCUGCUAAACGCAUCCAAGUGCCUUAUCCUCAUUCCUUUAAUGGUGUUUCCAGAUACAGCACAGAGUGGUCUUACGGAAGGUGCUGAAGGAAAAGUCAUUAGUAGCUGAGAUUAAAAACAACUUUAGAAAUUAGUGCUGGUAUGCAAUGUGAGAACCAGAAACUACACGGUUUUUUUCAGUCUUUUGUAGAGCUGUCAAAGUAAACAGGAAACAUGUGUACUUUGCUACUGUACAGUUACCAUAAUACUACCAACAAUGAAGUUAAACAUUUUUUUUCCUAUGUUUAGUGUUUUUAAUAUGCAACACGUGUACUGUAAUUUGAAUGAGAACUCUGCAUUGUUGUGGUCACUGUUUACAACUUCAUAUCUUCUAGAGCUCUAAUAAGAUGUCAACUUUGAAUAAAUUGUUUUGUUUUUCCUGCCUUAAUCUACUGCGGAUUGUGGCCAGUUGUGUACGGCUGUAACAGAAUGCAGAUAUGAUAUGAAUUGCAUGGUUCAAUAAACCAUC